This is a messenger RNA of Suillus plorans, 519 nucleotides long. RefSeq lists its product as uncharacterized. NCBI's taxonomy places the organism in Eukaryota, Fungi, Basidiomycota, Agaricomycetes, Boletales, Suillaceae. The transcript is spliced from 6 exons. The record is from RefSeq and is a predicted model, not a curated record. Bases 1 to 519 code for a protein of 172 amino acids.
AUGGAACAGCAGGGUACACCUACUAUUUACCACAAAACUGUCCAUCAAAUUAUCAAGGACCUCAAGAACUCAUUCACAUGGGAAUGUGUGGUGGUUGGUGACCUAUUUGCUGGGUACUGUUUGGAUGACAAGAAGCACUAUGCUGGUGCUCUAACUAAAGAUUCUCUCCUUGAGCAUGCCAAAAAAACCUACCUCUGGCUCUUGUACUGUGGUGCAAUUGUCAACAACAGUGAUUUGUUUGUAGGAUUGCAAUAUGCAGUAGUUCAUUACAAGCUCUCUACCACAAUCACAUUCAAUACCGCACAUUUUCAACAAUCUUUUGUGUCCCAUUUGCUUCUGGCAUUCACUAAACAAGUCCUUAUGGAAUGUUGCCCCAUUGGCCUUGCAUUUGGUGACAUGCUGGGUCAAGCAUACAAACUUGGUUGCCACGCUGAUGUCUUAUUACUAACACCACUUGAGGGUAGUCUGCAGGUCUCCAAGUUUGUAUGGGCUGAUGUGGACUAUGUCGGAAAUUUCUAG